GAGAGAGAGAGAGAGAGAGAGAGAGAGGUCAGAGAUCUUUUUCGCUAAUGGCAACUUCAGGAGAAUCAUCCUCAUCCUCAGAGAUAAUGGAAGACUCGCACUCACCGCAGGCGAUUCCACAAUCUUCACCACCGGAUCCUCUCCUCUCUUCGAUUCCAAGCGCUAAGAUCGCAACGACGACGGUGGAAAACGCAGCUUCCUGGAUCAACGAGACCAUGCGCCAGGCGCUCGUGUACCAGAGCACGAUCGUGGAGACGCUAGAUUCCAAAAUCGACGCCUCGAAAUCUCGAUUAGCUCAAAUUCGAGAUACUUCAAUCGCUCACACGAGCCAAACAAUCGAUUCGAUUAGAGAGAUUGUUUCUGAGUAUAACGUUUACGAGCAUAUGGUGUUCGCGAAGAUCAAAGAUGGCGUAAACGUUGCUGCAUCUCAUCCUUUAGUAUCAGGCGGUUUAGCCUUUGGUGUUGGGAUCUUUGCUCUGAAAAAGACGAGAAGACUUGUAUACUACAAUGCUGUACGCAUGUUCUCAACCGAAGAGGCUUUGCUUUCUAGAGCUGAUCUUAGAGUGAAAGAGCUAAGGCAAUCAUUGGAUCGUCUUACAGCCGAAAGUGAAAAGUUAGAGAGAGUUGCUACUGUGGCAGAAGAUGAGUUGAUCAGAGGAAGGAUGAAACUCAGACAAGCAGGCAAACAGAUACGAGGUGUGGUCCAAUCAGCUUAUAAGAUUGAGAAGCAAGCAGCAGGUUUGAAAGAUGUACUUAAAGAAUUGCCCACGAGAGAAGCUUCUCGAUUCCGUUCUCAAAUAUCGAACCGUGCUUCUGAAGUAAAGCAAGAGAGAAAGGCUUUGACAAAGGAAGUGAACAAGAUCAGCAACUACGGUAUCUCCGUAUGAGGAAACUCAAGACCCAUUUUUCUGUUUACGAUUUGACUACUCUCUUGAGUUCUUAGAUGAUGGAGCAAUAUUACACUAUUAAUAAUAACGUCUAAAACAUGAUCAAGACUAAUUUUUGGUUUGGUUUCAAAUGCGAAAGAUGUAAUCUCAUGUUUUCGAGGGCUUUGGUUCUUUGGCAAUUAGUUAGCAAUACAAGUUGAUGCUAAUGUUUGCAACCAUGGGGUGUCUUUCAAUCCAGUUCUCGGUUUAUUUUA
Molecule: messenger RNA, 1141 nt
Organism: Brassica oleracea var. oleracea
Lineage: Eukaryota; Viridiplantae; Streptophyta; Magnoliopsida; Brassicales; Brassicaceae
Exons: 9
Coding region: 48-887 (279 amino acids)
Source: RefSeq, a predicted model, not a curated record